Messenger RNA from Monopterus albus (swamp eel), 2571 nucleotides. RefSeq lists its product as uncharacterized. The record is from RefSeq and is a predicted model, not a curated record. Lineage: Eukaryota; Metazoa; Chordata; Actinopteri; Synbranchiformes; Synbranchidae. Gene Ontology annotation, biological process: regulation of cell cycle phase transition; positive regulation of nuclear cell cycle DNA replication. Gene Ontology annotation, molecular function: zinc ion binding; nucleic acid binding; protein serine/threonine kinase activator activity. The transcript is spliced from 6 exons. Gene Ontology annotation, cellular component: Dbf4-dependent protein kinase complex. Bases 117 to 2024 code for a protein of 635 amino acids.
AGAAGUCUUGUACCAAACAACAAGGUUCUCGUGUUGUCAAAGCUGCAGCUUUGAGGUCACCAUAUCUCAAAAUUGAAGACUUGAGCAGGAAAUACAGACCCUUGCAUAUACAGUCUAUGACCUUCCCAUCCCUGUGCUACUCGGGCAGAUAUAGUCCCUUUGAAACUCCUCCUCCUCCUCGGUUCGAAAAAAGGAGGAAGGAGAAGAAAAAUAAAACAAGGGAGAAGAAAGAAGUUGAAAGCACUAGUCAGGAUAAAUCCCUGACUCCAAUCAGUUGUAACCCUUCUCCUUGGCAGCCACGCAAAAAGGACGUGUCUUACUGUGAAUGCUGCCAGCAACCCUUCACUAAUCUGCAGGAGCAUUUACAGUCCGAACAGCAUCGGACAUUUGUGCUGGAUCCCUCCAACUACAGUGUGGUGGAUAAACUUGUGGCUGACAUGCUUCCAGGGUUCAACCCCAGUCCAUCUGAACUAUCAGAGGAAACACUGAACAGACCACCAACUACUUCUUUGCCCAUCCACGAUGUCUGUGAACUUGAGCCUCUAUCUGAUGUGGAGACAGAACGUGCUGUCCAGGCUCUGCAGCGACAAGGUUCAUCAUUCAGUAUUUGCAUCUCCAGCCCUACUAGGGCUCCUCUUUCCUUUGGCCCUGCUGGUCCAUCACCAGGAAGUCAGUUUCCCAUCCCAAAUCCAGACACUCUACGUGGUGACAUCCAGUCUUUCAGUCCUACAGAGUGCCAGUUCCCUGUUAUACAACCUCACACUCCAAGCCCAGCCAUAUUGGAUGUCAAACCACAAGCUCAUGACCUGGCCAGCCAGCAACCUGAUUUUCCACAUCUCUCCCCCUGCCCUCAGACCCCACCUCCUGCCCCUGAUCCUUACUCAUUGCCUCCGCUCCUCAGCCCACAAGCCCCUUAUUCCUCCAUUAUGGAACCACACAACCUAUACUCAGAGCCCCCUGUCCUUAGUCCUCAACAGUACAUAGUAGAGGAGGCUGUAGAAGGUGUUAUUUGUGAAAUGGACAGUGCAGAGUGUUUGUCCAAAUCCGUCUCAGCUGUCACACUUCCUGUCUCCACCACACUUCUUCCCUCUGUGGCUGUGACAAAUGCAGAAGGAGUGAAGGGAUCAAACCAAGAUGGUCUUUUCUUAUUGAGUGGGUUUGUAUGUUCAAGCAGUGGUUUGGACUGUGAUAAACUGGCUUCAUGUAGAUCUCGAUCCCUCUCUCGACAGUCAGCUACAGCAGCAAACCGCAAAAAGCGCUGUCGAUCGGCCAGCCCUGAAUGUAGCUUGAGCAAAACGAGGAGGGUUACAGCGACAUUUGACUACAGCUCUAGAUGGACUGAACUAUAUCAUACAUCUGCAAAUCCAGAAAGGGACAUUAUGGCAAAACCUGAAGGCUGUUUGUUAUUUGACCAGACCUCUUGUCAGAUGAUACAAUCUUGUCCUAACCCAAAUGUCUCGUCAAUGUCCAGCUUGUGCGCUGUGGAAACUGUUGGUUUAAAAGAGACUUCUACCACAUUUUGUGCUCCCGCUGUACAGAAUCUCACUCAGGCACCAAAUCAAAUUGACAUUUUAUGCCAUGAUAGCACCUCAGUUGCACAUCAGCCCUCAUGGCCGCUCUCCUCAAAGACAAAGUUUUUUGAUCCUCCACUUCAGUUUUCCAGUGAUAAACCUCAAAACUGUCCAAGUUCACUAUCCCAGUCUACCUCAGUGUGCAUUGAGUCUACCCUUAUCCCAGACUUAGCCACACUCUCUCCAUCAUCAUCAGACUCUGACUGGGACUGUGACCUGCUGUCACGUCUGGGUCCCACUUUGGCUACGUCUCUGCCGCCCACUGAGCAGAGCUGUGAGCUUGACAAGGACCUCCUCCAAAGGCCGUGCACCUGGAUGCAUGACACCAGCUACGAAUCACAUCUGCACACUGCUCUUCAUAUGUCAACCCCAACAGCUUCAUUGUGUGGGGAAGAAACAGACCCUUCAGCAUUUUCAAGGACAUUGGUACAGAUUGUCAAGGUUCAACACUGAUCAUUAUUUGUUUUGAUCAACUGGAAGCUGUGCUAUGUCUUUAACUUAGCGGCUGUGUGCCCCACCUCCUUAACUAAAGGCAGCACUUAAGCUCAUCAAAACAAGUCAAUGAAUUUAACAUUGAAUACGUAUUUUGAAUUUAGUGCAAACUAGAUUGUAAUAUUCAGCUGUUUUUAGGAAUGCUUGUUUUUACUUUUUAGCGUAGCUCAGUUGAUGCAUAGCGGAUGCUGCAACUUUCCAUAAAUUUAAUGGCAUCCAUUAUUAUUUUUCUUGCUUGUGCACAGAACCCAAAGUAAUAUUCUUUAUGUCGUGCUGACUGCGGACUUUCAGCAGCCAUGUCCGGGAACACAUGGUGGUAUUGAGAAUUUAAUGAGGCUUAUCUGAAAGGGGCAUUACUCAAUUGCUGAAAGUGCUGCAUCUGGAUCAGAUCCCACGUGCACCUACGUUGAUGGUCAAACAAAAUGAGGCGUUAGAGUGGAGGACUAUAGCCUAUAAGACGAACCAAGUAAUGUCAAAUAGCUUUUCCGGCCUUUUGAACUGGCCAAAG